GUAAGUGCUGUUUAUUUGUGUUGUGUGUCUGCGGUAAAAUGGCUGAAUCCAGGUUUUCUCAGGACCAGUUCAGCUGUCCAGUGUGUUUGGAGCUCCUGAAGAAUCCAGUGACCAUCCCAUGUGGACACAGUUACUGUAUGAGCUGCAUUACGGACUACUGGGAUCACGAGGAUCAGAAGAGAGUUUACAGCUGCCCUCAGUGCAGACAGACCUUCAGUCUCAGACCUGCUUUAAAUAAAAACACCAUGCUGGCUGAAGUGGUGGAGCAACUGAAGAAGACUGAACAUCACACUGCUGUUCCUGCUGGAGAUGGAGACGUGGAGUGUGACAGCUGUACUGGAAGAAAACACAAAGCCAUCAAGUCCUGUCUGGUGUGUCUGAACUCUUACUGUCAAAAUCAUCUUGAACAACAUGAGAAUCUCUUCAAAGGUAAAAGACACAACCUAAUGGACGCCAAUGGACGGCUUCAGGAGAUGAUCUGCCAAAAACAUGAUAAACUCUUAGAAAUUUACUGCCGUACGGACCAGAGGUGUGUUUGUAUGCUCUGUAUGGUGGAUGAACACAAAGAUCAUGAAACUGUGUCAACUUCAGCAGAGAGGACAGAGAAACAGAAACAAUUAGAAGAGAUACAUAGAAAAUUCCAGCAGCAAAUCCAGGAAAGAGAGAUGAAGCUUCAAGAGCUGAAAGAAGCUGUAAAGAUUCAUAAGUGUUCUGCACAGACAGCAGUGAGGGACAGUGAGAGGAUCUUUUCUGAACUCAUCUGCUCCAUUGAGAGAAAACGCUCUGAAGUCACACAGAUGAUCAGAGAUCGAGAAAGGAUCACAGCCAGUCGAGCUGAAGGACUCUUGAAUCAACUGCAGCAGGAUAUUGAUGAUCUGAGAAGGAAAACCGCUAUGCUCGAGCAGCUUUCACACACACAUGAUCACAUCUGUUUCAUCCAGAGUUUCGCAUCUCUCCCUGUUCCUCCGGCAUCUCCAGAUGUUCCCAGCAUUACUGUUAGUUCUUAUGAUGAUGUAGAAAAAUCUGUCUCUCAACUGAGACAGAAACUGGAGGAUUUCUGCAGAGAGGAGACUGAAAAGAUAUUUGGUCAAGUGACAUGCAUCCAGAUCAUUCCUACUCCAGAAUAUGAGAGCAGGAAUGACUUCCUACAGUAUUUCUGUCAUUUCUCUCUGGAUCCAAACACGGCUCAUCAAUGUCUCUGUCUGUCUGAGAGGAGCAGAGUAGUGACCUUAUCUAGCAGACAGAAUUAUCCUGAUCAUCCAGACAGAUUUGAUCAGUGUCGUCAGGUGCUGUGUAGAGAGAGUGUGUGUGGACGCUGCUACUGGGAGGUGGAGUGGAGUGGGAAUAAUGUAGAUAUUUCAGUGUCAUAUAAAAGCAUCAGCAGAAAGGGACAGAGUGACUUUAAGUCUAGAUUUGGAUGUAAUGAUCAGUCCUGGAGUUUGUCUUGCUCUCAUUCCAGUUGUUCAUUCAGCCACAAUAACAUAGAAACUGAUCUCACUGUAGUGCCCAGCAAUAGAAUAGGAGUGUAUGUGGAUCACAGUGCAGGAAUUCUGUCCUUCUACAGUGUUUCUGACACAAUGACCCUCAUCCACAGAGUCCACGCCAGAUUCACUCAGCCGCUCUAUCCGGGGUUUAGAUUUUUACAUUUUUUUGUUGGUAUUUUAAAACAAGUUUUAGAUCAUCUUUCAGGUGAAACUGCAAGAGUUCAACUGUGUAACAAAUAGAUGGUCAAAGAGCUUAUUUCUUUAAUGUAGUAAUUUAGCUAAUAUAAUCAAUUGGAUUUUAAUUCUUAAUGCAAAACAUUUGAUUGGAUCUGGUACAGAUGAAUACGUUUGAGACGUUUGUGAUUGAGAUAACACUUUUCACAUUUGAUCAGUUUCACUUAUACUAUAAAGUAAGAUCUUUUAAAGUUGUGUUCCUGUGAUUUACAUGGGAUCUUUUUAUAACAGCCUGAUCUGUAUAUAUUUGAUCUUCUGUUAUACAAGGAUGUAUGCAUGUCAUGAGAUUAAUGUCAACAUGAAGUCAAAACUGACACAGUGUACUUAGAUACAAUGUACAAGUUAAACAGACAAAAAAGUAAUAAAACAGGUUUGCCUUGGUAAUGUUAAAUGAAAAUUGGAAAAUCUGCUUCCACUCUGGAACAGCGUUCCUUCUCUGAGGACAUCAGGUUGAUUGUUUGUGCUGAUUUUAAUAAUGUGUGUUUUUAAAACAUAAACAUUCAGUAGAUUAAAAUGCUGUCGGGACACAGUAGACAUUCUAUUGAUAUUCUACUAUAUGGUCUCUUUAGUUCUGUAACUUAUAAUGUGGUAAAUCUGUAUAAAAUGGCAAUUAGGUUGUAUGAAUAUGAGGAUAAACCUUAUAAUUCAUACUUUUACAUGGGAUUUCACGGUAAUUAGAGGAAUAUUUUCAUCAAGCUUAUUUACCUUUAACAAGUUCUCAUUAUAGAUCUUUGGUAUUAAAUGUGUUUUUGUUUCAUUUCCCUUAAUCAGGGAUCAAUAAUUCAAUUUGGCAAUCCUUUAAACUAAUAAUUUGUUCAGGUAUGAAUCCAGGUAAAUUGCCAUUGUUGAAUGUGCAGUAGUUAUACCCAUUCGUUACAAAGGAACGUGUAAUUUGUUGAUUCAUUUUUGCUCCCUUUGAA
Messenger RNA from Danio aesculapii, 2638 nucleotides. Its product is annotated as tripartite motif-containing protein 16-like. The transcript is spliced from 6 exons. The coding region runs from base 39 to 1724 and encodes 561 amino acids. Lineage: Eukaryota; Metazoa; Chordata; Actinopteri; Cypriniformes; Danionidae. The record is from RefSeq and is a predicted model, not a curated record. Gene Ontology annotation, molecular function: zinc ion binding; protein binding.